Messenger RNA from Eruca vesicaria subsp. sativa (arugula), 1898 nucleotides. NCBI's taxonomy places the organism in Eukaryota, Viridiplantae, Streptophyta, Magnoliopsida, Brassicales, Brassicaceae. The record is from the annotation of a GenBank genome assembly.
CCUUUUUAAAAAAAAAUUAUUUUAGUCAAAAAAAAAAAAUUUAUUAAACUCUUAAUAAAAAAAGAAACUUUUCUUUUAAUUUCCUUGUUAAAAAUCAUUAUUAACCAAACGAACACGAAUCAUCAAACUCUGACCAAAUCUCCCAUCUAGUUGUGUUUAUUUUCUUCCCUUUUCUUUCCUUCCUUCAGUUCAAAGUGUCAACUUCAGUUCCUCCAUACUUCUUCUCCAUCUCCAUCUCUCUGUCGCUCUCCUAAAUUCCCAUCUUCUCCGUGCAAAGAUUUAUUUAUCUUUUCCAUUUAUUACAGAAACCAAAAAAACGAUUUUAAUAGUUUUUGUUCUUUGUGUUUGUUGUGUCAUCCUCUACUUAUAGGAAUCUUUUGAUUUCGAUAUAUACAUAUUCUCCAAAAGGCAUCUUCUUCUUCUCCUCCUAUUAUCUGAUUGUACAGUUUCAUAUUCCAAUUCAAGUUUUUGUUUUUACCAAAUGAUUAAUCAAUCACAAAGACCCCAACUUUGGUAACUCUAUCUAGUUAGGGUUUUUGUGUCUGAAAACCAAAUAUAAUCAUUAGUUCUUGUCUGGAGGAAAGGAAAAAAUGGGAUCUGCAAGUGGGUUUUACUCAAACGAAGGGUUUGAAUUGGAUCCUAAAUGGCGAGUUGAUCCUCGUCAUCUCUUUGUUGGUCCCAAGAUCGGUGAAGGUGCUCAUGCCAAAGUCUACGAAGGAAAGUAUAGAAACCAAACGGUCGCGAUUAAAAUAAUCAAAAGAGGAGAGUCCCCUGAAGAGAUUGCUAAAAGAGAAAGCCGGUUUGCAAGAGAGAUCGCUAUGUUAUCUAAAGUCAAGCACAAGAACUUAGUCAAGUUCAUUGGAGCGUGCAAAGAAAAGAUGGUUAUAGUUACUGAGCUUCUACUAGGCGGUACAUUGCGUAAAUAUCUAGUGAAUUUGCGGCCAAACCGUUUAGAUAUACGUUUGGCUGUUGCGUUUGCUCUUGACAUUGCUCGUGCUAUGGAAUGUUUGCAUUCCCAUGGAAUCAUUCACCGCGAUCUCAAACCAGAGAAUUUGAUCUUAUCUGAGGAUCAAAAGACGGUAAAACUAGCUGAUUUCGGUUUGGCUAGAGAAGAAUCAUUAACAGAAAUGAUGACCGCAGAGGCUGGUACUUACCGUUGGAUGGCCCCUGAGCUUUACAGUACGGUUACAUUAAGACAUGGAGAGAAGAAACAUUAUAACCAUAAAGUAGAUGCUUAUAGCUUCGCCAUUGUCUUGUGGGAACUCAUUCUCAACAAGUUACCAUUUGAAGGCAUGUCUAAUCUACAAGCUGCUUAUGCAGCUGCCUUCAAGAACGUGAGGCCUAGUGCAGAGGAUUUACCAGGGGAACUAGGGUUGAUAGUGACAUCAUGCUGGAAAGAAGAUCCUAACGAACGGCCAAACUUCACUGAGAUUAUACAAAUGCUCCUCCGUUACCUCUCCACUGUUUCACCACCACAGAUCGUUCCUCCUCCGGUGAGACGUGUUUUCUCGUCGGAAAACGUGGUUUUCUCACCGGAUUCUCCAGGAACUUGUUCGCUGAUGAAUGUCAGAGACAAAGAUGGUUCAGGUGAGAACGUUAACGUUGCUGUGUCGUCGGAGAAAGAAACGAAAGGAAGCUUCUUCUUCUGCUGCUCAUAGAUGAUGAUGAAUACUAUAAAGAGUAAUCGGUUGUAAUUGUGUAAAGGAGAACGAGAGGAAGAUGUGUUGUUAUAUGGAAUGAUAAAUAGCAAAAGAACUUAGAUCACAGUAACGAGUAAAAAAAACUCUAUUGUUCGUGUCCCAAGUGAAAAUAUUCAACUCUGAACCUUUUAUUUUGCUUGUUAGUGUAUAUAUGUAGUACGUUUAAUUAAUUUACAAUAAAGUUUUAAAAUAUAAAAA